UGGUGGACAUGCCAGGUGGAUUAACCUUGGAGCCCACAAAUCAGAAGUCAAGUCAAAGAGAUGUAGUCAAAAAGUUUGGCUCCGAAAAUUCCAGCGGUUAUAACAUUGGUGAAGAGUCGCCAAAUAAAGAACAACCGGAAAUUGUAGGUACUCAAACCCUUGAACGCAUUCCACACAGCAUUGAACAGCAAAGUGAUUUGGAGAAAUCUUGUGAGGUUGUUCCUGAAGUUCUGCCAGUGGAUUCGUCUUAUGAAAUAGAAAUGGAGCACAGUGAAACAGAUCAGAGACCAUCAAGUAAGGUACAUCCGCCAGUUCAAGAUUCUAACAGUGUUGGCAAAGUCAACCAAUUACAAGGUGUGUUAGAACAGGAGGAGCUGAACCAGUCAGAUGUUGACCAAUCAAAAAGCCUUGUAAAUGUAGAAGAGUAUUCCAGAAACAAUCCUCAUGCAGGCCAACCAAAAAGCUUGUUAAAACAGGAGACACAAGAUAAGCCUUGUUUACCUCAAUCGGAAAGCCCAGCACAACAGGACGUUAGACAUCCCGAUUCAGUCUGCAUCCAGUCUGCCAACCACACAGAUGUGAACCAAUCAAUAAGCCCCAUAGAAGAGAAGGCAAGAAACAAUCCUCAUGCAGGCCAAUCACAAAGCUUGUUAGAACAGGAGACACAGGACUAUCCUUGUGUGAACCAAUCAGAAAGCCCAGCACAACAGGAAGGUGGACACCCUGAUCCAGUCUGCCACCAGUCUGCCAACCAGUCAGAUGUUGACCAAUCAAAAAGCCCCAUAGAAGAGAUUGCAAGAUUAAACAAUCCUAAUGUACAUGUAGGCCAGUCAAAAAGCUUGACAUUAGAACAGGAGACACAAGAUAACCCUUGUGUUAGCCAAUCAGAAAGCCCAGCACAACAGGAAAAUGGACGCCCCGAUUCAGUCUGCCACCAAGAGCGUUUUCACCAAGGCUUAAGAAGCUUCUGUAGGCUUGUGGAAUCCGAGGAGUUGCUUGGACUUGCAGACCCUCAUGUCAGUACCCUGACUCUAGAGAGAGCCCCUGCUGGUCAGGACUUUCCUUUCAAAAAGUUCCUGCUGAAACUCACAGGAAUUACGGAACUAAAUUUGUCGGGGAAUCAACUCGGCCCUCAGGCAUUCAGAGUGAUUGCCAUGGCAGUGAGUCACAACAACACCAUCCAGUCUUUAGAUCUCUCCAACAAUUGUUCAGAUACCGAUAGCUCAGAAUGUCUCGGGAAGAUGCUGUCAAUGAACUCCUCUUUGAUCAACCUGAAUGUGUCUAGCAACCAGCUUGGAAAAGACUUCUUCUCCCGUUGUGUUGGACCUGCUCUUGGAACUAACAAAACCCUCAAGACAUUGAGUGCAUCAAGCUGUGGGAUAUCCAACUUGAACGUCUUGCUGGAGAAUCUCCUCCAUAACUCCACUCUAGAGGAGCUGGACAUCAGUCACAAUCACAUGACGGACAGUCAAGACUUUGCACAGAGACUCAAGGAAGUAUUGCAGUCUCCAAACUGCUCUCUGAAGACUCUGCAGUUGAGGAAUUGCGGCAUUGGGAAUGAGGGCAUGAGAUUACUGAUGGAGGCUUUGUGUCUAAAUACAUCGCUGGAAAAGCUCCAUGCUGGAGGAAAUACGGUGGCCAACCUAUCUGAGCUAACCAGCCUCAUUGCAUCUUGCAUCAAGCACCCCGCCAUGACAGUCUGUAACAUCUGUGACACCUCAGUCUCUUCACAAGAACCAACCCUUGUGGUUAAUGGCAAUCUAUUUGGAGGUAGCACAGACACACAAAGUAUGUUGACAUCACUCAAUGUUGCGAAAUGUUCGCUUACUGAUGACAUCAUAACAUCAUUGGCCAAUAACGUGCCUGGAUCUCUGCCUAACCUGUCUGAACUGGAUCUAACUGGAAAUACGGCUAUUACUGCGCUUGCUUUGGGAACUCUUUCAACUCUGUUAAACGCAGACGGCCAACCCAGCAACCUAAAACAUCUCCAUCUGGGGUCCUUCAGCAUCAAGGGUCUGUCUAGCAUUCUACAAGGCUCCAGCACCUGGGCCAUGCUUCACACUCUUGACCUUAAAAGGUCAAAGACCACCCCAUCUGAGGUCAGUGAGCUCAGGUCACUGUGUCAGAAGCCAUCUGCGUUGAUCGACCUGUGCCUAGAAGGAUUGAAGUUAUCCGGUUCUGAUGGUUUGAAAGGUUUGCUGGCUUCUGCAGGAUCAACUUGUAGUUUACAGUCCCUGUCAUUGGCCAGUUGUGCCCUGCAAGACUCUGAUCUUCAACCAAUCACAACAGCUGUUAGUGAAGGGCUGGCCAUUCACUCCCUCAAGUUAUCAGCCAAUAGAAUUACAGAUAAAGGAGCGGUUAGUCUGAUGCAGUCUUUUCUAUCAAGACGUGAUGGUUGCUCAUUGGUGGAAUUGAACCUGUCCAAUAACAGACUCACAGAUGAGAGUGCGGACACAGCUGCCAAGAUGCUUGUCUCAACAUCACGGCUUCGCUCUCUGCUCCUGGGGCACAAUUCCAUCGGUGGGGAGGGUCUAACCACUAUGGUGACUGCCCUGAAUCCUUCAGAAGCAUCCAGCCUGAGGAUACUCGAUGUCUCAAGUCAGGACUCCCAUCUGGAUGAGACUGACUUGAUUGAUUUACUCAGCUUAGUGGCUGUGAAACUUGGUUACAAGAUAGAAGAGGGUCGUCCAUUGCUUGGAGGAAGCCCUCUUCCUUCCCAUCCCCAUGGGCUGACGAUACGGCUAGCCGGCCUUGGUGGAUCUCCCGACAACGGACAGUACCUUGACAGUGUGACAGUGAGGACGGACUACACUCGUAGCCAAUCACCAUCGCUGUCUCUCCAACAUGUAUUAGAGAUUGCUGAUUGGCUGAAAGGCUCACUAACAUCAGGAGAUACGGAGGAUUGCAGCAUGACAGCAGAGGAGUGGUCUCAUGUUAUUGGUGUGGCUAAGGACCCUUCCGUUCCAUCCUGGCUACAGGUGUCUGCCCUUCGCUCCCAUGCCAUUUACCUGACUGGGUUACCAGCUAGUGUUUCAGCUGGUAAGCUGGAAGGGGACUUAGAAUCCGAAGCUGACUGCCUCGUUAAGGAAGUCUGCGUAAUGAAGGAUUUCGUUCAGCGGAAACCCAAUGGUAUAGCUUGGGUGUUACUCGCUGAUGAUGCAUCUGUACACAAGGCUUUGAAGUACUUCUAUGAAGGCAAGGCUUUGAUGUUCAGUCAACCCUACAUGAUAUCCUGUAUCAAGCUGUCAGUCACUGCCAAGGACUCAACUCUGGAAGAUGAGAGUAAAGCAAGCCGAGAUUUGGCAGCUAGAGCCCAGGAAACGGCCAAGGAGGAUGCAAAGCACCGAGCUCUGCUUGAAUCCAGCUAUCAAGCCUCACAGGAAAGACAUGAGUAUGCUAAAGCCAACCCUGCCUACGCUGAUGGGAGAAUCUGGUAGACAGGGACAAGACAAACCAUCUU
Molecule: messenger RNA, 3460 nt
Organism: Asterias rubens (European starfish)
Lineage: Eukaryota; Metazoa; Echinodermata; Asteroidea; Forcipulatida; Asteriidae
Exons: 16
Coding region: 9-3437 (1142 amino acids)
Biological process (GO): nucleocytoplasmic transport; activation of GTPase activity
Cellular component (GO): cytosol; perinuclear region of cytoplasm; nucleus
Molecular function (GO): GTPase activator activity; small GTPase binding
Source: RefSeq, a predicted model, not a curated record